AUGAAGACUUUCAACUUGCACUCAAAGGAAAAUACUGAAGGCAAUAAUAUUCGUGCUACUGCAAAGAAAUACAAUAUUCCAAAAUCAGCGUUACAUUCUCAUCAUUUUUCACAAACAUCUCAUGGCGCUGAACAUACAACUCAUUUUACAGAACUUCAAGAAAUUUAUUUGGUUAGUGCUGCACCUGUACUUCAGGAAUGGGGAGAACCAGUAACACCAAAGGAACUGAUUAAAAUGGCGACACAUUAUGCUCAAGAAUUAGGAAAAGAUAUGUCAUUUCAGAAUGGCAAACCGGGCAAUGAGUGGUAUUAUUCUUUUAUGGUACGUCAUGCAGAAUUGAAAACAGCUACACCUAUCCCUCUUACAUCAAAACUUGCGAAGAUGACAAUGACCACAAUCAACAAAUGGUUUAAAUUAUAA
Didymodactylos carnosus is the source of this 420-nucleotide messenger RNA. NCBI's taxonomy places the organism in Eukaryota, Metazoa, Rotifera, Eurotatoria, Philodinida, Philodinidae. The record is from the annotation of a GenBank genome assembly.